Messenger RNA from Poeciliopsis prolifica (blackstripe livebearer), 4170 nucleotides. Its product is annotated as rabphilin-3A-like. Bases 246 to 2150 code for a protein of 634 amino acids. The transcript is spliced from 19 exons. Gene Ontology annotation, biological process: intracellular protein transport. The record is from RefSeq and is a predicted model, not a curated record. Lineage: Eukaryota; Metazoa; Chordata; Actinopteri; Cyprinodontiformes; Poeciliidae. Gene Ontology annotation, molecular function: small GTPase binding. Gene Ontology annotation, cellular component: membrane.
GGCAGCCAGCUCCCCACGCACGGUGGUGGUCCACGGUGCGUGUGUGUGCAGCAACGCAGCGGAACGCUGUAUAUGACAAAUAAACAAACGAAGCGCUGGUCCGAUAGUGAGUGGCAACAUGCGCAAUGACUAACAACUCUGUUAGACCCCGGCAGCGCACAGAAAUCUAGUCCGCAUCAUUCCCUGGCAGCACUACGAGAGAGAGGAGAGACAGAGAGGCACGGCUGGAUUCUCAGUCGAGCAGCAUGACCGACACAGUGAUGAGCGGUGGUUCGGGUCGCUGGGUGUCCAACGACCGGCAGAGGAGCAUGCGUCCGAGUGAUAAAGAGCAGGGGAAUUGGUCGAUGCAGUCAGGCUCUGGUUCUGGUCCAGACCUAACAGAUGAGGAGAAGGAGAUUAUAAACAAUGUGAUUGCCCGCGCUGAGAAAAUGGAGGCUAUGGAGCAGGAGAGAAUUGGGCGCCUGAUAAACCGCCUGGAUGACAUGAAGAAGACCGUGUGUGGGGACGGUGUUUCUCGCUGCCUGCUGUGUGGGGAGCAGCUAGGCUCACCUGGGGUCAGCUCCGUCGUGUGUGAGGACUGCAAAAAGAACAUGUGCACAAAAUGUGGCACUCAGUGUGGCAGCCGAACUCGCCCUGUGUGGCUGUGCAAGAUCUGCAGAGAACAGCGAGAGGUGUGGAAGAGGUCCGGUGCCUGGUUCUUCAAAGGCUUUCCGAAGCAGUUCCUGCCGUCGCCCAUGCCGUUGUCUAAACCGAAGGAGACAGCUCCUCAGGAGGCAGCAGAGCCUCAGAGGCCGACAGUGUCUGAGCCCAGGGAGGCAGCAGCUCAACCAAAGCCACCAGGUUCCCAUCAGAGUCAGACUUCAGCCUCUGAGGAGCAAGUUUCAGGUGCGCAGAUGCAGGCCCGUGCUGGUUACCCACCUGUGGCCCCGAAACCAGCUAUGCGUAUGGCUGCAGGGGGUACUGGCCCUGAAGAGGCAGGUCAGGGAAGUCCGGUAGUGAUGAAGAAGAUGGUUCCGGUGCACAGCUCCAGGGCACAACCUGCUGCUUCAGCCGCAAUGUCCCAGCAGGGUCCUGUGGCAGGAGACGUGGGUGCUUACGCCUCGGAGCAGAGAGCACCUCCUGCUGUAAGAGAGGACAGGAGGCAGCCGGCUGCCUACAGCGCGGCCCCUCCACGACAGCAACCUCCCCCUGCUGAUGAUGAGGAGGAGGCCAACGACUACGACUCUGACGAAGCCACAACACUGGGCUCUCUUGAGUUUGGCCUUCUCUACGAUCAGGAAAGCAACAGCCUCCAAUGUAGCAUCCUCAAAGCAAAGGGCCUGAAGCCCAUGGACUCCAAUGGGCUCGCAGAUCCUUAUGUGAAGCUUCAUCUGCUUCCUGGGGCUAGUAAGUCCAACAAGCUGCGUACAAAGACCCUGAGAAACACCCGCAACCCUGUGUGGAAUGAAAUACUCAUCUAUCACGGCCUGACCGACGAAGACAUGCAACGUAAAACCCUCAGGCUCUCUGUCUGCGAUGAAGACAAGUUUGGGCACAAUGAGUUUAUUGGCGAGACCCGGGUAGCACUGAAGAAGCUGAAGAUGAAUCAGAAGAAGAACUUCAACGUCUGCCUGGAGAGGGUAGUGCCUACGAAGAGAACUGCGACAGCCGGAGGAGCAAGAGGAAUUGCGCUCUACGAAGAUGAGACAGGGAAGGAGGGCACGGAUGCAGAGGAGCGCGGUCGCAUUCUGAUGUCUCUCAUGUACAGCACCCAGCAGAAUCGCCUCCUCGUGGGGGUCGUACGCUGCGUUCACUUGGCUGCCAUGGAUGCGAAUGGAUAUUCUGAUCCAUAUGUCAAAAUAUGCCUGAAACCUGACAUGGGGAAAAAGGGCAAGUGCAAAACACAAAUCAAGAAGAGGACUUUAAACCCAGAGUUUAACGAGGAAUUUAGCUUUGACAUCAAACACAGUGAACUGGCCAAGAAGACAUUAGACGUCUCUGUGUGGGAUUAUGACAUUGGGAAGUCCAAUGAUUACAUAGGUGGGUGUCAGCUGGGCAUCACCGCCAAAGGAGAGAGGCUGAAGCACUGGUACGAGUGUUUGAAGAACAAGGACAAGAGGAUCGAGCGCUGGCACACCUUACUGAACGAGAAUCACGCUGUCAGCGAUUAACCAUACAUACAGCAUGGGCUCGCACCUAAUCAGUUUGCAUUCAUGUCUUGUUGCACUUUUACAAAUGUAGUUUUUUGUUGUUGUUGUUAUUGUUUUGUUUCCAUAUAGAUUUUAACAUAACCAAACACGUAGGCACUGUUUCUUCCUUCUCCCGUAUAAUCCCCUAUUUUUGUAGUUGCAGCUCGGUCACCGAUACACAAUUUGCUUCUGGCACAAAUCAUGUUGUGCAAAUGAAUCUGAGGUUUCAGUAACGCGACCCAAACGAACUUUUACACUAUGGAAAAUGCUGCAACAAAAAAAUAAAAAGGCCUUUAGAAAUGCUUUGUAGUGACACAUUCUUCACUGAAGUAAAUGAAGCGUGAAUCGCACUGGAACAGAUCAGAAAAAGCAAUAGGUUAUAGCAUCAGAACCAUCGCCUAAGCUCACGAAGGCCUUAAACUGGGCCCACAACUCAAAUUCAUGACUUAAUUGCCAUGUGAAACAUAUAGAGCUCUAUAAGCAUGCCAGACCACAGCUGCACCUUAAAAUAACUCGGCUGUAUGGACAUAUUGUAUAUUUCCACAAAGAAAUGUUUACAAAAUGAUACAUUGCUCAGGAUAGGAUAGACAUCUGAUACAACAGAUGAUUCAUACGUGAGUGAACCAUGAGCUAGAAAAAUCUGAAAUGAGUUGCUGUUAAUUUGUGGUUUUAAAAAAAAAUUAUAUGUUUAAAUAUAUAUUCUGGCACACUUAUAUAGUUUGACAGGAGUUUUUCUGUAGUGUUACUCAAGCUGUGUGGGCUAUUUUGCGUUUGUAGGGCGUAAUAACUAUGUGUUAAGAGAAACCGGAAAGAGAUCCAAGAUUCUGAUCUUUCAUUUAGUUUCUUUGGGAGAAAAAAAAGAAAAGAAGAGAAAACGAAUAGAAUCACGUCCUGCUACCUCUACUCGUUCAAAGCUCGCGGUUCACUCUGACACCUCAGAGGGUUUUUUACUGCACUGUUUACAUUGAAUACACAUGUUUAAGUCUGCUACAUGUUUACAGAAGAGAGAAGACGGAGCAAGUCAUGUCAAAAGUAUGUGCAGUCUAUAUCUGCAUGCACUGUGCUUGUGACUCUCAUGUGCCUGGGGCAUUCUUAGCCCGCUUUUACCCCAAACAUUCCUCUCUUUUCCCCCUGGCUCGCUCUCUUCCACUCCCUGAUUAUCCAAGGCUUAAGUGAGUGUUUGUUCACUAAUUAAAGCAAAUCAAGGAAAGCACACCUUACACAGUGGAAUGACCUCUAUUUAUACAGUAAAUUGUCUGCAAGUUAUUCCAAUGUGACAACAAAGACAAAAAAAAAAAAAAAAAAAAAAAAUCCUAUGCAUGGAAAUGUCUUGUGAUUAAAGAUGUAAAUAUAUAGAUAUUUAGAUAGAUAUAUCACUAUCUGUCUACAUAUAUAUAUAUACAUAUAUAUAUUUACACUUUGUUAGAAAUAAAUGCUAUUGUACCUUCCUUAAUGUUUACAGUUUUCACCAUGACAUUCCUACUGAUAUGGAGGCCAUACGCUGCAUGACUAUGAUUACUAUGGUUUAAUCUGGAUGAACCAGUUCGCUAUUUCACAGAGGAUUGACAGAAAGUCAACUGAGCACAUCAACAUAAGAUGCCUAUGAGUAGCAGAUCAAUCUUAGCGUUUAACCGAGCGAUCCUGUACAUGCACAUUCGAAGCUUACCAGUGUCUUGUUUUCUCAGUAAAGAGCAAUGCCCAGAUGUGGCAAUGACCUUGUUCUACACUGUGCUACGUCAACAACUGUGAUCAUGAUGAGGUGAUCAUCAAUCGCUUGUAAAAACAAAAUCGACAAAAAAAUAAAUUAAAUAAAAGGCUUCUCUGCGAGCUGAAGUUAUAUCUGCCUUCUCCCUGGUUCUGCUUGUUCUGUGGAAUGUUCCUCAAUCUCUGUCUUUGUACAUAGAUAGUGCAUGAAGUUGAAAUCUGUAUGUUUGCUAAUAACUUUGCAUGGAAAGGUUUUGCAGAAAGUUUACACAGACAAAUAAAAUCUGAUGAAAAUUGA